GCGGAAUGGUGCCCUAGUCGGACAGUAACGUAAAUAUGGACUCGUCCUCCUCAACUAGGGUUUUUGUUCGUGGGUUUUUACUUUUUAGGAUUUCCAAAGACGAGAAGAAUCGGCUCUCUCUGGUGAACGAUUUGACAGAAUGUAUCUCCAGUUUUACAUAAACGAGAAGGGUGACAAGGUGUACACCACUAAGAAAGAAUCGCCCCUUGGAUUGGCUACACAAUCUGCUCAUCCAGCUCGCUUCUCUCCUGAUGAUAAAUUUUCGAGGCAAAGAGUUCUCCUAAAGAAGCGGUUUGGAUUGCUGCCGACACAAAAGCCAGCUCCAAAGUACUGAGCCCUUCGGUGGCAUGUUGAUCGGAGCAUUCUUACUACGUGGAGCUUUUCAAGAUCAUGCCAGAUAGUGUGGAAGUGUUUUCCUUUUAGUAGCUGUCAAACUGUAUCAGUAUCAGGAAGUUGUGAAAUGUUGGUGCUAAAAUCGAACCAAGUGUCAGAGAUUUCCAUUUAGAUUUGUUGCAAGUUUGUCAAUUGUCUUAUUUAUGCCCAGAUUGAGCCUGUAAAAUCUUAUUUUUGCUACAUUGUUGUGGUAUUCACUAGUUUACCUGUUGACAUC
This is a messenger RNA of Rhododendron vialii, 610 nucleotides long. Its product is annotated as H/ACA ribonucleoprotein complex subunit 3-like protein. NCBI's taxonomy places the organism in Eukaryota, Viridiplantae, Streptophyta, Magnoliopsida, Ericales, Ericaceae. Gene Ontology annotation, biological process: snRNA pseudouridine synthesis; ribosome biogenesis; rRNA pseudouridine synthesis. Gene Ontology annotation, molecular function: box H/ACA snoRNA binding; telomerase RNA binding. The record is from RefSeq and is a predicted model, not a curated record. The transcript has 4 exons. Bases 140 to 334 code for a protein of 64 amino acids. Gene Ontology annotation, cellular component: box H/ACA snoRNP complex; box H/ACA telomerase RNP complex.